UUUUCUACUACAGAAGAACCAGUUGACUCUCCGGAAGUCAGUCAUACAAUAAAAGAACCAAAUCCAAAUCAAACAAACAAACCAUGUAGACUACAAAACAAAACACACAUUCAAUGUUUUCACCUCUAUGAUGAUCUUCCAACUACAUGGAACAGCUUCAUCAACUUCAUUUGUCUAAACAAGUAAAAAACAAAACGCUUUCAAGGUGGCUCCGGUAAUUGGUUGAACUUAGGUCAUUGGUGAAUUGAACAUAGUGGGAAACUUUAUGCAUCUGCUUGUUACCAUUUGAUACUAAUAUCAUCAGGACUUUCUUUCUUGUUGCCAUAAGAGAAGAAUGGGGAAACUUGUGGCAAUAAUUCUUUCUGCCAUAUUUGUAAUGUGUUGUGGGAGUCAAGUGAUGUCAGAUGCAAUUGAUCAUCGCUACAAAGCUGGAGAUCUUGUUCCUCUCUAUGCCAACAAGGUUGGGCCAUUUUCCAAUCCCAGUGAAACUUACUGCUACUUCAAUCUUCCCUUUUGCUCACCAGAUUAUGUAAAGGAGAAGAAGGAAACUCUAGGUGAGGUAUUGAAUGGAGAUUGUCUUGUCAAUGCUCCAUAUAAACUUGAAUUCCGGAUAGAUAAAGAUUUUCAAGUUGCUUGUAGAAAGAACUUGACAAGGGAAGAAGUUAUUCAGUUCCGAACUGCAAUCAAAAGGGAUUAUUACUUCCAAAUGUAUUAUGAUGACCUGCCAAUCUGGGGAUUCCUUGGAAAGAUUGACAGACUAGGCACAGCUGUGCCAAAUGAUAGAUUUUUUCUUCUCAUGCACCUUCACUUUGAUAUUUUUUUCAAUAAGGACCGUGUGAUUGAGGUCUCUGUCCGUAUGGACCAUACACAUGUUGUGGACCUUACUGAGGACAGGGAGUUGCAUGUGGAGUUCAUCUACAAUGUGAAUUGGAAGGAAACAAAGAUUUCAUUUGAGAAAAGAAUGGAAAAGUAUUUGCAGUCUUCUUUCCUACCACAUCACUUAUAUAUCCAUCGGUCUGCAAUAAUGAAUUCAUGUAUUACAGUUCUCAUCCUAACUGGUUGCUUUGUAACAUUUUACAUGCGAGUCCUUAAGAAGGAUUUUAUGGAACAUACAUACAAUGAAGUAUUAACUGAUGACCAAGACGAGAAGGGGUGGAAGUAUAUUCUUGGUGAUGUGUUUCAGUACCCAAAUCACAGGUCUUUGAUUGCUGCAGUCCUUGGUUCUGGCACUCAGUUGUUUAUUCUUACCAUCCUAAUUAUGAUACUGGGACUAGUUGGUGUCUUUUAUCCAUAUAACCGGGGAAAUCUCUUGAUGGCUUUGGUCUUCAUAUAUGCAAUUACUUCUGGUAUUGCAGGAUACUCAUCAACCACUUUUUAUCAUCAACUAGAAGGAACGAAUUGGGUGAGGAAUCUGUUGUUUGCAGGAUGCCUUUUUUCUGGUCCUCUGCUUUUCACAUUCUGCGUACUUCAAACUGUUGCAAUUUCUUACAAAGCUAAUGCAGCUCUUCCCUUUGGCACCAUCCUGGUGUUAGUUCUGCUACUGACAUUUGUUGCAUUUCCAUUGCUCGUUUUGGGCGGGAUUCUAGGCAAAAAUAGCCAAACUGAAUUUCAAGCUCCUUGCCACACCACAAAGUGCCCAAGAGAUAUUCCACCACUCCCCUGGUAUAGGGGUGUUCUUCCUCAGAUGGCAUUGGCUGGUAUUCUACCUUUUGCUGUUGUGUACACUGAGCUUUACUACAUAUUUGCUAGUGUCUGGGGUCAUAGGAUCUACACAAUAUACAGCAUCCUAUUUGUCGUUUUCAUUGUUCUUCUGAUUGCCACUGCUUUGGUUACUGUGGCUUUGACUUACUUUCAGCUUGCUGCUGAAGAUCAUCAAUGGUGGUGGAGGUCCUUUCUUUGCGGUGGUUCAACUGGUUUGUAUAUUUUUGGCUACUGCUUUUAUUAUUACUAUGCGCGAACAGGUAUGCAUGGUUUCUUGCAAACCUCGUUCUUCUUUGGAUACAUGGCUUGCAUCUGCUAUGGUUUCUUCCUCAUGCUCGGGACUGUGGGUUUUAUUGCCUCCUUGCUCUUUGUCCGUCACAUAUAUGGGUCUAUUAAGUGUGAUUAGUGUGUCUACCAUUAUUUGUGGGAGUAUGAUUUGUAUCUCAAGUAUGCUUCCAAAGUGCCUCAGAAUUCAAAGCAGAAGAUGCAAGUCAGGCUUUAGGGACUUUUUGUACAUUGAGGAUUAUUAAUAUUGGGAUGUAAAUAAUAUCUGAGACAUUAUAAAUGGAAAAGUGGAAAACUGCUUGCUUCUUUUCAGUACUUUC
Messenger RNA from Quercus lobata, 2306 nucleotides. RefSeq names its product transmembrane 9 superfamily member 2-like. NCBI's taxonomy places the organism in Eukaryota, Viridiplantae, Streptophyta, Magnoliopsida, Fagales, Fagaceae. Gene Ontology annotation, cellular component: membrane. The record is from RefSeq and is a predicted model, not a curated record. Gene Ontology annotation, biological process: protein localization to membrane. Bases 335 to 2107 code for a protein of 590 amino acids. The transcript has 9 exons.